Microdochium trichocladiopsis is the source of this 1901-nucleotide messenger RNA. Its product is annotated as aldehyde dehydrogenase domain-containing protein. The record is from RefSeq and is a predicted model, not a curated record. NCBI's taxonomy places the organism in Eukaryota, Fungi, Ascomycota, Sordariomycetes, Xylariales, Microdochiaceae. Bases 128 to 1630 code for a protein of 500 amino acids. Gene Ontology annotation, molecular function: aldehyde dehydrogenase (NAD+) activity. The transcript is spliced from 3 exons.
AUCCGUUUUUGAGCUUGCCACUGCUCCGUGCCAGUUUGACCUUGACUCUUCCGCAUAUUCUGCCGCACUUGCUCGCAGCCUGUCAUUUCGUGAUACCCCUCCAGCACACCUCGAAUACUCACACGCCAUGGCUGCCACCGAGGUUCAACAUUUCAUCAAUGGCGAGUUUGUGCCGUCAAGUGACAACAAGACAUUUGACCUCUUCUCGCCCUACACGGGAGAGCUGGUUGGCAAAGUCUCUGAGGGUACUGAGGAAGAUGUCGAUAAGGCGGUUGCUGCCGCCCAGGCUGCUCAGCAGUCCUGGUCUUCUCUCUCGCCUGCGCAACGCGGCAUACCUAUGGCCAAGCUCGCUCAGCUCAUCAUUGAACAUGACAAAGACCUGGCCAAAUGUGAAGCUCUCGCCAUCGGCCGGCCUAUAAGCAUCUACUUUGAUGGCUACUACGCCGCCACCCACUUCAAGUACUUUGCCGAGUCUGGCUACGCCGUGGGCACCUCGAGUCUCAACACGCCCGGGUUCAUGAACAUUUCCCUCCGCCAGCCCUACGGAGUCUGCGCCGCCAUCAUCCCCUGGAACGCGCCGCUCGUCUUCUUUAGCAAAAAGGUCGCCCCUGCCAUUGCCGCCGGCAACACCAUGAUUGUCAAGACCAGCGAGAAGGCGCCACUAUCUUCACACCUCCUCGCCAAGCUCAUUGCGGAAGCUGGCUUCCCGCCUGGUGUCAUCAACGUGGUCCACGGCCAUGGACAAGUCUCAGGCAACGCCAUCAGCAAGCACAUGAAGAUCCGCGCGUUGUCUUUCACUGGAUCCGCACGCACUGGGCGUGUAAUCCAGAAGGCUGCGGCCGACUCGAACCUGAAGCAUCUUAUUUUCGAGCUCGGCGGCAAGUCACCUGCCAUCAUCUUCGAGGACGCCGACAUUGAAAAGGCUGCCAAGGACACGCAGCACAGCAUCAUGUUCCACUCUGGUCAGACUUGCAUGGCCAACUCGCGCAUCUACGUUCACAAGAACAUUGCCGACAAGUUUGUCACCACCUUCAACGCCCAUGCUGCUGCACGCAAGCUAGGUGACCCAUUGUCUCCAGAUACCACAAGCGGUCCUCAGGCCGAUAAGACGCAAUAUGAGACGGUCCUGCGGUACAUCGAGGAGGGCAAGAAGACGGGCAAGUUUGUUGACCCCGGCGCUACUGUGCCAUCGUCCUCUCCGGGCGAUGGUUCCCAGUCGCUAGACCUCUUCGUCGGGCCAGUCGUGUUCCUGCAGCAGCCAGAGGACAGCAAGGUGAUGAAGGAAGAGAUUUUUGGCCCGGUCGCGUGCAUCAACACUUUCGAGACCGAGGAAGAAGCUCUACGUGUCGCCAAUGAUACCGAGUUUGGCCUGUAUGCAGCGCUCUACACCAAGGAUAUUGACCGCGCAUUGCGUGUAGCCAAGGGACUCGAGUCGGGAAUGGUCGGCGUCAACUGCACUUCCCCGACGGGUGCGUGGGAUAUGCCCUUCGGCGGGUACAAGUCCAGCGGCGCCGGGCGCGAGAGCUUCUUGCACUCCCUGGACGACUGGCUCGAGCAGAAGGCCGUGUUCAUCAAGGUUGAUGGUCUGCUUGGGUCAUCUGGGCCGACGAACAGCACGCUUGGAAGGUAGUAGCAAGUAUACGGUUCGAGGUUACGAAAGAGCGCAAUCUAGCACAUAUCAGUAACAGAAGGCACAUAGUGUAUUGGACGUGUUCUUUCUGCCUGCCUCCAUCUGCACUAGUUGAGCAACUCUGCAUGGCUCAAUUUACCCCUUUGAAAUACUUGACCACGUCAGCAUUUGGUCGAAAGCUAGCCUACAGACUUUUUCAUGAUCAACAUCAGUCGAAUCCAUCUUGCAUUUCAUAAAUCCAAAGAAGAACUUGAGCGUGACUUAUGGGGAC